Sclerotinia sclerotiorum 1980 UF-70 is the source of this 1830-nucleotide messenger RNA. RefSeq lists its product as hypothetical. The transcript is spliced from 2 exons. Lineage: Eukaryota; Fungi; Ascomycota; Leotiomycetes; Helotiales; Sclerotiniaceae. The coding region runs from base 1 to 1830 and encodes 609 amino acids. Gene Ontology annotation, cellular component: mitochondrion. Gene Ontology annotation, biological process: branched-chain amino acid biosynthetic process. The record is from RefSeq and is a predicted model, not a curated record. Gene Ontology annotation, molecular function: dihydroxy-acid dehydratase activity.
AUGCUCUCACAAUUGAGAACGAGGGCAAAUGCCUCUCUUCUCACCUCAAGAAGAGCUUCACAAUAUGUACGCUCUUUAUCUUCUACCUCAUCUCUCCGCACAUCAUCGGAUGACUCAGAACCAAAACUCAACAGAGUUUCAUCUACUAUCACACAACCAAAAUCACAAGGUGCUUCGCAAGCAAUGUUAUAUGCCACUGGAAUGACCGAAGAAAGAUUAAAUAAAGCACAAGUUGGUAUUUCCUCGGUAUGGUGGUCAGGGAAUCCUUGCAAUAUGCAUUUAUUGGAACUCAACCAUAAAGUAAAGGAAGGAGUUGAAAGAGCUGGUUUAGUAGGAUAUCAAUUCAACACCAUUGGAGUUUCUGAUGGUAUUUCUAUGGGUACAAAGGGUAUGAGAUAUAGUCUUCAAUCAAGAGAUUUGAUUGCAGAUAGUAUUGAAACUGUUAUGGGUGGUCAAUGGUAUGAUGCAAAUAUCUCAAUUCCUGGAUGCGACAAAAAUAUGCCCGGUGUUAUGAUGGCAAUUGGACGAGUUAACAGACCAUCUCUUAUGGUUUAUGGUGGUUCAAUUAAACCAGGAUGUGCCUCAACUCAAAAUAAUGCAGAUAUUGAUAUCGUUUCCGCAUUCCAAGCCUAUGGACAAUUCAUUACUGGAGAAAUUACGGAAGAACAAAGAUUCGAUGUUAUUCGUCAUGCUUGCCCAGGUCAAGGUGCAUGUGGUGGAAUGUAUACUGCAAACACAAUGGCAUCAGCAAUUGAAAUUAUGGGAAUGACCCUUCCUGGAUCCUCCACCAACCCAGCAGAUUCCAAGGCUAAAUUACUCGAAUGCUUCGCAGCCGGUGGUGCCAUUAAGAAUCUUCUUAAAGAGGACAUCAGGCCUAGAGAUAUCAUGACUAGACAAGCCUUCGAAAAUGCUAUGGUUCUUGUCACUAUCACUGGAGGAUCUACUAAUGCUGUUCUUCAUCUUAUUGCUAUGGCAGAUGCUGUAGGAAUUAGGCUCACGAUCGAUGACUUCCAAGCUGUUUCUGACCGAACACCUUUCCUCGCAGAUCUCAAACCAUCCGGUAAAUACGUUUUCAAUGACCUUUAUAGUAUCGGUGGUACUCCUGCUCUCAUUAAACUCCUCAUCAAAGAAGGUGUUAUUGAUGGAUCAGGAAUGACUGUAACUGGUAAAACUCUCGCUGAGAACGUCAAGGAUGUUCCUGAUUUCCCAUCCGAUCAAGAAAUCAUUCGUCCAUUCUCAGCUCCUAUUAAAGAAACCGGUCAUAUCCAAAUUCUACGUGGCUCCCUCGCACCAGGUGGAUCUGUCGGUAAGAUUACCGGUAAAGAAGGAUUACGAUUUGUCGGAAAAGCGAAGGUUUAUGAUGCUGAAAAUGAUUUCAUUGAAGCUCUCGAACGUGGUGAAAUUAAGAAAGGAGAGAAGACUGUUGUAGUCAUUCGUUAUGAAGGACCAAAGGGUGGACCAGGUAUGCCAGAGAUGCUAAAACCAUCUUCAGCAAUUAUGGGUGCAGGACUUGGAAAGGAUGUCGCACUUAUUACCGAUGGACGUUUCAGUGGAGGAUCUCAUGGAUUCUUGAUUGGACAUAUUGUGCCUGAAGCACAAGUUGGAGGACCUAUUGGAUUGGUUAGAGAUGGUGAUAAGAUUAUUAUUGAUGCAGAGACCAGAGUGUUGGAUUUGGAGGUUGAAGGUGGUGAGGAGGAAUUAGAAAGGAGAAGAAAAGAGUUUGUUGCGCCUCCGUUGAAAUAUACCAAGGGUACAUUAGCGAAAUAUUCGAGAUUGGUGCAGGAUGCUAGUCAUGGAUGUAUUACCGAUGGGGAUAUUGUUGAGGCAUGA